AUGGCUGGGUGUCCAAUUUGCCCUGUUUCCGCACUCGUCCUUGGCAUCGAUGACUAUCGGUGUUCUGAUCCUGCAUUGCAACGUCUCGAAUUUUGUGUUCGGGAUGCGGAUCGGAUGGCAAAGCGGCUUGUUGAGCUCGGCUGGCCAGAAGACCGGGUUGAAUUGGUCGAAAAUGCAGACACGCAACAGAUGUCGAGUUGCAUAGAAAGUAGCGUUCUGCAGAUAUCUCAAGCAAGCACACAGACGCCGUCACAACUCCCAGUGCUGUUCUUCUUCUACUAUGCUGGUCAUGCCCGUGAGACUCAUGGGCAGCUACAGUUGCUGUCCAGAAAUGGCGAGCCGUUCGAUGUGCAGGAACUGCUUGUUCGAAGACUAAAUCGCGUCCGAUUGACUGAUGGGCGGAAGCUUGUGAGCGUGCUGUGCUUUGACGCGUGUCGAGAGGAGUUGAGCAAUGUGACGUGGCGCUGUACAGAAGGUUGCGAAGGUUCAGAAAGUCGGUCGCAGGGUAGAGCGAGAGGUCGUGAAUCAGUCAAAAAUGCAAGAUACGCAUCGCCCAAUGAUUUCUUGUUUCUUUGGGCGUGCGAUCCUGGACGAGUUGCCGGCGAAUCUUCGGGUGCAGGUCAUUUCACUGAAGAGUUGCUGAAGGAGCUGGGAAAAGAUGAAGAUAUUCUCCAGCUAAUUGCACGCGUUCAGGAAGCAGUUGCGAAACGGACAAAUAACCGGCAACGAGCUCGAAUGGACUCUCGCCUUACCUUCCCCUUGAUUUUAAGCCCUGCUGCUUUUGGCAAAGCUGAUCGAAAUCAGCCACACGCAUGUGCGAAGAUGGAUCUUUCCGACUUGGGCGAUGCAGCACGGGCUGCCCUGCUACACUUCUCCAGAGAAAGCCCAGCAGCUUUGGCUGGAAACUCAGCGGAACGUCCUUCCAAGGAACAGGUACAAGGCUUAUUUGCAGAUCUCUUAAGAGGAGCCAUCGGUGGUCGUGAUUCGGAACUCAUCCAUGAAGGCCGCUGCUUGCGAAUGAACGUGAAGCCACAAAUCCACUCGCUGGACGAGGUAAAGUAUGAAGUUACCAUCACUGAUCCUGAAACAGGCGCAAGCGCCUCUGAAAGAAUGGAAUCCGAGGAAGAUGCCAAGCGUGCGGCUAUUGCAAAACUUCCAGCCAGAACCACGAGCAGUGCAGGGGCAAGGCCUCCCACGCCAACUGUUGCUUCUCCUGUAUGGCCAGCAGCCACACUGCCCGUCAUUCAGCCACAAGCGGCGGUGUUAUCCACAGAAGAGCUGCGUGCAAGGCCCGAAGAGCUCCAGGCCUUCCGGCUCACGCUCUCCUUGGCCGAAGGUGGCGCCGAACUGGAGCAACUGGCGGCCGUUCAGGUGAGAUUUGACACAGUCGAGAAGCAGCUGUCUCUGGAUAGGUCGUCGGCUGAUGCGCCUCAGGUCUGUCACACGCUGGUUAUGGCUGAUGAUGCGAGCGAGCUGCCAGAGGCCCUCUCCGAGCUGCAGGUCUACUUGCUGGUUCCUGGAGCCGAGAGGGAUGAAUCGCUCGAGCUACCCAUCGACCUGUCGAGCUUGGUUGCCCGAUGUCUGCCAGAAGGAGACUGGGGCUCGGAUGAGGUGAGAGCCGAGGUGGAGAGUAGCCAACUGCCAGCUCUCGGAAGAGGCGUGUCCUGGCAGGCCAGCCUCACAGCCUUCAGCUGGAGUUCGAGUAGCGAGGACCUGCUGCCGGGUCGUCCCAGAGAUGCAGAUAUCUGGGCUUCAGGGGCGAACCUCCUUGCCGUGGGCCUCAGGCUCUGGCGGUUGUCCAUCGAGGUGCGUUCCAUCAGGCUGACUGCCCGGGAUGCCAAUGUGUAUGUCACCUAUUCCUAUCCGCCUCUGAGCCAGCCGAGGGCUUUUCGAACCAAUCCGCCGACGCCGGCAAGGAAGAAGGUCACACUGAACCUACCGCACGCCUUCGCGGCGCACACCUUGACCGCGAGCUUCAAUGAACUGGAGGCACUGCUUCAGCAGCCGCUGGUUGCGGAGGUCUGGCAUCGAGACUUGUACCGCAAGGAUAGCGCCGUGGGCAUUGCAGAGGCUUCGGUUGGUGCGGCUCCUAUCCCCUUGGCAUUGUCAUCUGUGGAGCUCGGAUGGGGAAGAUAUGGAAGAUAUGGACAGAGUUUGAGGAUCCUUGGCGGUAUGUCAGAUCAAGAGCAAGAGGAGGAAACGGACUUCAUUGAGGACGUUGACGAUGAGGGGGCUACGAACUCCCAGGGGGAGGAGGACAACUCAUCCGGCAUCUCGGACGACAACUCCGAAGUAGUUGAGGCAGAUGCUGCUCUGGACAAGUACGAGGUUGUCUACGACCAAAGCAUUGACAAAGUGUCCUUCCCUUUCGAAGUAGUGGAGGAGGUGCAGAGGACGUGGCAUGCCUUCCUUGAGCAUGCAGGUUCGCCGGAAUCGGCGGGGGAGAUCAUCUUUAACAGUUGGUGGGAGGCGGCUCCAUCCCUCCACGCCUACUUCGUCUCGCCCCGGGCCGUCCUGAACCUUCGAAUUUUUCAUGGCAUUGCCCCGGUGGUUGCAGCCAUGGGAAACGCUUCUCAGCUCAAAAACGAAGUGGAGCAGAUCAGCUUUCGGCACCUGGACAGGCCUGUGAAACCGGCCGCAGUCGACAUCCUGCGCGAGGCCAUGCUGGACAUGUGGGAGCAGGAGCUGGGCCCAGUGUUCACCACCAGGGCGCGGAAGGGUUGGCAAGCCCUCUUGAACUACAUGGGGGGUGCCUUCUGCUUUGUCGGCCGUGAGUAUGCGUCCCGCGUGCGGAUCAUCCAAAGGAGCUGGCGAACUGCCACCUCCAAGUCAGCCGAGGACCUGGACCAGGCCGAGGAGAUGGAAGCAGAGGAGGGGAACAACGUGAUGGAGGCCCUGGAAGAUGAUAAUGAGGAUGGUCCCCCGAAGCAGCACAGGCAAAGAGAUAUGGACGAAGAGUCGGACCUGGGGGGCAAAGUUGCAGGUAAAGAGGUGAAAGUACCGACCACCUUCAAGGACAUGUUUCUCUUCAAUGCGGCCGUCAUGGGCUUCGGCAGCAGCAACUGGAUGAGCAUGAUCUUGGAGCAGUUCGAUGCCAUAGUUGUUAACAUUGCGAACUCGUACCGUUUGAGCGAGGAGUGCGAUGUGCUGACGCUCGUCCUUUCGAAGUAUGAGGGCACCAUCCUCUUGAACGAGUAUCGGUCCGUGAUGCUCGCCACGCUACGCUCCCUUGCGCCGAAGGAGUGGGACAGCGACCACGAGGUGGCUUGGAGCUGGCUGUGGGAGAACGUGGAGAAGAUACUCAAGGCCCAGCUGGGAAAGCCCAAGACGCAAGAGAAAGCGGUGGAGCGCUUCAUCACCGGCCUCUCCGAAGAGAUGGUGGACUAUUUCCGCAAAGAGCUCUACAAGCGCUUUUUCCAGAAUGCACCUUCAGGCCAAGAUCACUUCAAGCAGUCCACAACGCGGCUGUACUUCUUGGCUGACCGCAUGGUGGAAACUACGAUGGACAUGUUCCGCAACCCCCGGAAGAUGGUGCAGGAAAUCUCUGGCCUGGGCUUGCGCCACGUCGGCUAUGGCAUCCCAACAGAGCUCUUCGGACCGUAUGUGUCGGCCGGGGUGGAUGUUGUUCGCACCAUGACGACUGAUGAGAAUGCCCUGUCUGGCUUCCGAUGGUCCUUGACCUUGGUGUCCAAGAUCUUGGUGCGAGCAGUGAGUGAGGGUGCAACCCUUGUCAUGCGAGCCAUCAACACCAACCAGGAGCUGGCCCUGAAGAAGGCCAUCUCCAUUGCUCCGCGGGGACAGCGAGCGACUGAGCUCCUGAACAUCUCUGUAGGCACUCAGUCCAUUUCCCCGCUGUUUUGGGCCAUCGAAAGUGGUGCUCUGAACAGUGCACGGGCAAUGCUUGUGGACUUGCUGACCAUUCGCGCAGAUCGGGACGUCUACUACUAUGGCUAUGAUGACCUCUUCACGCGGCAUCCAGACAUCAUCCAGCGCUUGUGCAAAGAUGCGCCAACGUUGCUGUGGACUCUGCUGGAUGGCCUAAUCUGGCGAUCUCGACUCACCUACCAGGGUCAACGCCGUGUGAACUACUAUGUCAAGCACUUGGUGGUUGACCUGGAGGGCAACAGCAACCAGACUCUUCAGUGGCUGGCCGAUCACAAAGACCCGAAGAUAAUUGUUCACCCAGUUGUGGUGCUGUUUGCGGAUCUGAUCUGGAAUCGUCUUGCCAUGUACCACUUCUUGCUGGGAAGAUGCUACUUCCUCUUUGCAUUAUGUGUUUUCAUUACAAGCCAAGCGCUGCUCUUCCGCCAUGAUGGCACGGAGACGCUUGAGGAGAACAUCGCGCGGUUUGUUUGCCGGUGCUUCCUCUACUUCGGGAGCUUGACGAAGCUGUUCUACAACCAGUGCAAGCUCUUCUACACCGACAUGAAGACGAGAAAUAUCGUGUGGUUCCAUUCAUGCCCCAUUCCUAGAUACAUGACGAGUCCUCAGCACGCAGGGAACAUGUUGCUGGUGAUGUUGCUGAUUUUGAUGUACGUGGAGGAGCCCAUCCUGUGGUGCGGGGUCUUCACCACUGAUAAUCCCAUGGGGCUCUUGUUCACCAACAACUGCCAGGCCUCUGAAUCCAUCAAAGACAUCUACUCCAUCUUUUCAUGCUUUGCAAUGCUCUUGUACUGGGUUCUUCUCAUGGACUUCACGCUCUUCUCCAUGCGCAUUUCUGCCUUCGUGCUGGUCUGCGGGCAUGUGCUGGCUGACGUCGGCCUGUUUGUGCUCGCCAUCGUGUUCUUGGUCUUGGCAUUCGCAACGGCCAUCAGUUCGUUGAAUCACGAGCUGGCAAACUUCGCUGGCAUUGACUCUUGGUUGGCCAGUCUAGUGCAGAUGACAUUGGGGAUGUUCCCUGCGAGAAGCUUUGAAGACUUCCAGACAGAGAUAGCUGUGCUCACAGCCGUUUCCGUCUUCGUGGCGGUCGUCAGCAUCUUCCUCCUCAACCUCCUCAUCGCCCAGCUUAAUCAGUCGUAUCACGAUGUCUUUGAAGACAUGCAAGGUUUUGCGCGGCUGAACCGAGCUGGUGUCAUCGCCGCCACGCUGGAACAGGUUCCCAGGAAGAACUGGAUCAAGUUCCGGGAAGGCCUUCAGUUCGAUGAGCGCCUGGAGUUCAACGAGGGGGACGUGGGCCUGGCAGGUGGGAUCCAAGUACUGGAGCCCGCGAACGCCAACCCGCUCACGGAGGAUACCAUCCGCCGCUUUGGAGGCUCCACAGCCCCGACCAUGCCUUGGCCACAAGAGCACACGGAGGACGCCCAGGAGGAGGACAAGUUCGAGCGCCUUGAGAAGCUGGUGCUGCGCGCCACCAAGAAGAAGAAGCGGGCGGGCGGCAGUGAAGCCUCCAGUGCCGGAGACUCCAGUUCUCAGGCUGGCCACUCCGAAUCGAGUUCCAAAAACUCAGCGAACAGUUCGUAA
Molecule: messenger RNA, 5460 nt
Organism: Symbiodinium natans
Lineage: Eukaryota; Dinophyceae; Suessiales; Symbiodiniaceae
Source: the annotation of a GenBank genome assembly